Molecule: messenger RNA, 1235 nt
Organism: Hyaloscypha bicolor E
Lineage: Eukaryota; Fungi; Ascomycota; Leotiomycetes; Helotiales; Hyaloscyphaceae
Exons: 1
Coding region: 179-1102 (307 amino acids)
Source: RefSeq, a predicted model, not a curated record
CUCAUUCCAUACGGAUAUCAACUGUUUCCCCCGUUUCACUUCUCAGGGUAUAUUAUCCAUUCUAUCGUAUUCAAAACGCCCUCCGCAUAUCUCAUCAGCCGGAGGGUACCAAGCCGAUCCGUCACCUAAGGCCCCGGAGCCAAUCUGUACGGUAGCCAACACAAAUCGCUACAAAGCCAUGGACGACGAGUUCUUGAUUGAUUUAUUCCUGGAGGAGAGUAAUUUUGUCGAUCCGGACAACCGCUCUGGUCCAGCCGCAAAAGUUUACGACAGCUUCGGGCUAAACCAUACUCAGUAUCACGAUAACUACCAUGACUGUUCGACAACCAGACACGACGAUCCGCUCAAUUGUCCAUUAAGUUGGAAAGAAACCAUAGCCAGCUCGGAUAUUGCACAUACAAUGAGUGAUGGUAGGCCACUUUACACCACUAGUCCCUCAUUUGCCAAAUUCGACACCCAUCACAAACUUCCCUUUUUGCUACACUCAGGGACGGAUUCUAACCUUGGCAUGUUUGAUUCCCCAAACACUCAGAAGCAGUACCACUAUCAUCUGAGCGAUAUGUUCAUUCUUGAUUCCACGUCCAUGUCAAUAGCCGAAAAUCCCCCUCUUGAUCCUCUUGGAUCAUUCUACAUUGACCCGCCAUCGAAUCUGCAAUCCAGUAGCCCGGUCAUCUACACUCCAACAUCUAGCAAUGGAUCAGACAAUGCUAAUAUGGAAGCUACUCAGCAAUACUUCUGUGAAGGUGUGCGGAGCAGCGACCAUCCAGACUUCGAUGGCAAAGAACUUUCUUUGGGCUUUCAUCCACAGCUGAGCCAUGAGACUCAACGAAACAAAGUCACAAACUCUAUUCAAACCACGCCAAAGCCGACGUGUAUCCAUCGUCUCCCAGAGCGCCUAGACGUCUCUUCAACUCUUCUGGGACCACAUCCUCUCCAACCUCCACCCGAGAAACUGAUGACGACCUUCGAAAUUAAACAAUCAACCACAACCGUAUCGAAGGGUAAAAAAGCUUAUAGCGUGGAGGAAAGGAAGAAAGUUGAGCAAGUAAGAAGAAAGGGAGCAUGUUGGCAGUGUCAGAUUAGGAAAAUUGCGGUGUGUUAAAAUGUUGAUGCGUUCCCUACAAGGCCCUCUACUGAUAAGAGAGUCAUAGUGCUCUACGGACGAAACAUGUACCCGCUGUCAGAGGAUGGCUAAAAAUCCUAACUUAGCAGGGCAGAUCUGCCUAAGACAGAGA